Anguilla anguilla (European eel) is the source of this 1483-nucleotide messenger RNA. RefSeq names its product insulin-like growth factor-binding protein 1. Gene Ontology annotation, molecular function: insulin-like growth factor I binding; insulin-like growth factor II binding. Lineage: Eukaryota; Metazoa; Chordata; Actinopteri; Anguilliformes; Anguillidae. The record is from RefSeq and is a predicted model, not a curated record. The transcript has 4 exons. Gene Ontology annotation, cellular component: extracellular region. Bases 101 to 862 code for a protein of 253 amino acids. Gene Ontology annotation, biological process: regulation of insulin-like growth factor receptor signaling pathway.
UCGCGCCAAAAAGAAGUUCAUCUUCAGAAAAACAUCAACUUUGACGAUACAUCUGCGUUUUAAAAAAAAAAAUCUAAAAAAAUCUACCCCACGUUUUGUAAUGAGUGGAUUAUCUCUGCGGCACUUGUGGGUGGAGAUAGUAUUUACAGCCAGUCUAUCUCUAGCUCCAGCGCUGGCCUCGCCGAUUUUAGGCGCCGAGCCGAUUCGCUGCGCGCCCUGCACCCCGGAGAAGUUGCUUGAAUGUCCGGCUGUUGCGCCGGAUUGCGAGGAGGCCCUGCGAGAGCCCGGCUGCGGAUGCUGCCUUACCUGCGCUUUGAAGAAAGGACAGUCCUGCGGAGUUUACACCGCGCCUUGCGCUUCAGGGCUACGCUGCUCUCCACGACCGGAGGACCCUCGGCCCCUUCAUUCGCUUACGAGGGGGCAUGCCGCCUGUACUGAAUCUGAACAAAGCGAAUCUCCUCAAAAUCCAGAAAACGGUGAUGCGAACGCAGACGGCUCCGCAUACCACUUACUGGGACUCAAACCGUAUGAUCCGAAGGACAUUUGGGAGGCUCAGGAAAGCCUGAAAGCAAAGAUCAACGCCAUCCGGAAAAAACUUGUGGAGCAGGGCCCUUGUCACGUGGAGUUACAACAAGCCCUGGAGAGGAUCGCCACGUCCCAGCAGACGUUAGGAGACAAGUUCACCACUUUCUACCUUCCCAACUGCGACAAGCACGGCUUCUACAAAUCGAAGCAGUGUGAAACAUCUUUGGCGGGAGAGCCGGGGAGGUGUUGGUGCGUGUCCUCCUGGAAUGGGAAAAUGAUCCCGGGUUCCACCGACCUUCUCGCGGACUCUGGCUGCCAGCAGGAGCUGACUCACUAGCGCCCUCUCAUGGGGCUACACCUGUUAACACUCAAACUUUCCUUAUUUAUUGAAAACGGUACGUCUAUUUAUUUAAUACUCUUCACACCACUGGUACACUGAUUCUCGAGAAAAGUGACAAAAGAUCACUUUCUGAGUAUAAAUGAAUUUCAGUUUAUUUACAUCGCAUAUACUUAUUUAUUUCACAUAUUUAUGGAUAUUGUGUUUGGUAAUUGUCAUUUUUAAAAACAAGUUUUCUUGCCAAUGAGGUCAGUGAUGGCCUUCUCUCAUAACAAUUUUGACCAAAAAUGCUGAAAUAAAUUACUUCUUUCCAUUCAUGAAAAGCUUAUUCAAAAGCUAGAGCUGUGAAAUUCAUUUUUGUUUUGGCACUGCAGAAAUAUGUAAUAGAUCAGAUAUGACUUUUGAAUGGGUAUUCACAUUAUCUACCUCUGUUAUAGAAUGUAGUUAAUUUUUCUGACCUUUGUGUUUUAUGAAGUCUUGUCUUCAGAUUUAAUUGCUUUUUUCUAAAUAAAAACAACUGCUGCUACUAUUUUGUGUUCUAAAUGAACAUCUUAACCAUUUCUUUGUAUGUUUUUUGUAAAUAUGGCUUUCAAAAUAUCUUUAAUAAAUCAUCUAAUCUAA